UUCUCUAGCUGCUCGGGAGAGAGAUCGCGGAGCACAGCAUGCCGAUCAGUCCUCUCCGAGUGGUCGGCGCGCCUACGUCUCUCGUGGAAAACAAAACGGGCGUAAUGACGAACGGCAACAAGUGCAAUUCGCCCGUCGAAAUCGGCGCCGCGACGAACAGCGAGAACAUCGGACGAUUCAUCUCGAAAGAAACGCUGCGGAAGAUCAAGUCGAUCGGCGGUCACGUGGGUCUGUUGAUCACCCUGAUGCUUUACACCGCGAUCGGCGGGCUGGUUUUUCGGCAGAUCGAACUUCCGGCGGAGCUCAGACGACUCGAGCGUUUGCGCGCGAGAUUACGUACGCAACGAUAUCGCUUCGUGGAGUCGAUUUCCAAUAACACGGACGUCUUCAAUCUGCAUACCCUGGUGAGCGUGAAAUUACGCGCCUACGAAGAAGCGGUCCAAGAAGCAGCGGAGGCGGGUCUGCUGGUCAGCUUCGUAACGGAUAUCACUGAUCAGAACGAUUCCGAAUCGGAACUGCCACCAAUCGUGACGGAGAGAUGGAGCGUUCUCCAGGCGGUGUUCUUCGCCAGUACCGUUCUCACGACAAUCGGAUACGGCAAUGUUGUGCCCUCGACCAACUGGGGAAGGAUCUUCUGCAUCUUCUUCGCUUUCGUCGGUAUACCUCUCACUCUGAUAGUGAUCGCCGACUGGGGAAAGUUAUUUGCGAGCGUGGUGGUGCACAUAGGGUUGAUGACGAAGUCAAAAUUUCCGUUUCGCGCGAAGUUUUCGUGCAUUCCGACAAACGUGGCCGGCCGACGAUCGCUCGGUGCCUGUGCCGCCAUUGUGCUACUCUUCCUAUAUCUCGCCUGCGGUGCUGGUAUGUUUAUGCUGUGGGAGGACGAUUGGGAUUUUUUCGACGGAUUUUACUUCUGCUUCGUAACUAUGACCACUAUAGGCUUCGGCGAUCUCGUCCCGAAGAAGCCGAAGUACACCUUGUUGUGUACUUUAUACAUCUUGGUCGGCUUGGCGCUGACUAGCACCAUCAUCGAGCUCGUCAGACGACAAUACACUCAGUCCUGGAGGAGGCUGCAAAGACUGAGUGGUCCAUUGGCCGAGGCUCUCAGGAAACUCGGCGAACAGGCGGGCGGCGACAUGUCGGCGCUACACUCUGAUUUGCGGAAAGUACUGACGGUCAUAUCUAUGCCGCGUCUGAGGUGGUCGGGGUCCAUCGACCGGGGCGUCACGAAGGACCAAGACUGGGAGGAAGCCGUGGAGGCGAUGCUGCGCGAUAUCGCCGCAUCCGCGACGGCGCCCAAGAAGCCGAUCGUGCAAAUCGUCGUUUACGAGUCUAGCGUUUAGUUUACUUAUACUUAAUAUUGAACUUGGAGGAAUUAA
Messenger RNA from Wasmannia auropunctata (little fire ant), 1376 nucleotides. Its product is annotated as TWiK family of potassium channels protein 7. The coding region runs from base 39 to 1340 and encodes 433 amino acids. Gene Ontology annotation, cellular component: membrane. Gene Ontology annotation, molecular function: potassium ion leak channel activity. Lineage: Eukaryota; Metazoa; Arthropoda; Insecta; Hymenoptera; Formicidae. The record is from RefSeq and is a predicted model, not a curated record. Gene Ontology annotation, biological process: potassium ion transmembrane transport; stabilization of membrane potential. The transcript has 7 exons.